GUAUAAAAAGACAGAACAUGAGUGUCAGCUUAGAGAGUGUAAGUUGGUUGUUAAUGGUGAUCCGUUCCUUCUAUCCAGGAUCAAAGAAACGUCUUUAAUUUUUCGACCGAAUUUGUAAUAACCAAAGAAAAAUCACCAAAGUCGUCAAAAUGUCGUCGGAAGAGGCAUUAGUCGUCGAUAUGGUGUACCUUUACGAAAAAGAAAACGCAAAGGCCCAUCACACCAUCAGCUACGAAAUGGUACAUCUUGAACCAGCGACUCCUGUUCUUAGAAGAGGCCAAUCUUUCCAUGUAGCCUUAAGAUUCAAUCGAGAAUACGUGGCUGAAACGGAUAUCGUUAGAUUGCUCUUUAGUUUUGGACCAAAUCCGAACGUUCUUAGAGGAACUAGAGGAAUAAACACCAUAACCAAUAGAGACAAUUAUUUGACUGAUUUGGAGGCAUGGGGUGUUCGUUUAGUGGGUGUCAAUGGCGUUGAUUUGACCGCGGAAGUAAGAAGCCCUAUUGAUAGCCCUGUUGGCACAUGGCAAUUAAAUGUGGAGACCACCGUCGUAGGAAGUAAAAAACAACCAAAUACCUAUAAUUACGACAAGGACAUUUAUCUGCUUUUUAAUCCGUGGAUGAAAGAGGAUUUAGUAUUCAUGGAGGAUGAGCAGCUGUUGGACGAGUAUGUGCUAAAUGAUGUGGGAAAAAUAUGGGUUGGCUCAUGGGGAAGUGCACGUGGUAGAGAAUGGGUGUUUGGACAAUUUGAUGCUUGUGUGCUUAAAUCUUGUGAAUUGCUACUAGAAAGAUCCGGCAUCAAAGCUAAUUCCAGAGGGGAUCCAGUCCAAAUGUGUAGAGCUAUUUCGAGAAUCGUAAAUUCCAACGAUGACAGAGGUGUGAUUACCGGUCGCUGGGAUGGUGACUACGCUGAUGGUACAGCUCCAGCCGCCUGGACAGGUAGCGUGCCGAUUCUCGAACAAUUCUUAGAGACAGGCGAUUCUGUCAAAUACGGACAAUGUUGGGUAUUCGCUGGUGUUGUGACCACCGUCUGUCGUGCUCUUGGUAUACCGUCCAGAGUGGUUUCAAAUUUGGUAUCGGCCCACGAUGCGAAUGCCUCGCUUUCCGUCGAUCGUUAUUAUACCAAAGACAAUGAGGAACUUGAUUACGAUCCAAACAAUCUCGAAGGCGAAGAUUCCAUAUGGAAUUAUCACGUUUGGAACGACGUAUGGAUGGCUAGACCAGAUUUGCCUAAAGGUUAUGGUGGUUGGCAGGCGAUCGAUGCGACGCCACAAGAACCUUCAGGCGGUAUAUAUCAAUGUGGACCAGCUUCUGUCGAAGCUAUCAAACAAGGAGUCGUUGGUUAUAAUUACGACGUGACAUUCAUGCUGGCUUCGGUGAAUGCCGAUUUGAUGAGGUGGAUGGAGGAUUCUGAGAGCGAGCUGGGAUUCAGGAAAAUCGACUGUAAUAAAUAUCACAUUGGCCGGAUGAUCUUGACGAAAGCACCUUGGAUUUUCGAUCCCAAUGGCGACAGGGACAGAGAGGAGAUAACAUCUAUUUACAAGGCGAAAGAAGGAACGGAAGUUGAGCGACUGACUCUGUACAGAGCCGUACGCAAUACAGAAAUGGCGAAGAGAUUCUACUCUUUGCCCUCACCUGCGAAGGAAGAUGUCGAGUUCGAUCUCGUGGAUAUCGAACGAGUGAACAUCGGACAACCAUUCGCAGUUAUAGUGAACAUGAAGAAUAAAUCGAACCAGAUACGUACUAUUCAAGCUGUUCUAUCUGCUGGUAGCGUGUACUAUACGGGAAUCAAAGCAAAUUUGGUAAAGAGAGCGUCUGGUGACUUCGUUCUCCAACCACAUGCCAGCGAACAGUUAAGGCUCAGAGUUACAGUGGAUGAUUAUUUGGACAAGCUCGUGGAGUAUUGUAAUAUGAAAUUGUAUUCCAUCGCUACGGUCGUGGAAACUAAACAGACAUGGGCUGACGAAGAUGAUUUUCAGGUCUUGAAACCGAGCAUCACGGUCAAGAUCGACGGCGAACCUGUAGUAGGAAAACCAUCGAUUAUCAGCCUUAGAUUCAAGAAUCCCCUGAAGAGAGUAUUAACGCAGUGUACGUUCAAUUACUCUGGCCCCGGGUUAACAAGGAACAAGACUCUAGCGUUCAGAGACAUCGAACCUGAGGAAGACGUCUACGUGGAACACCAAUUAAUUCCUCAAAAGGCUGGCGCGCAGAAGAUCAUUGCCACAUUUACCUCGAAAGAGCUAGUUGACGUCACAGGAUCAGCUGCUAUCGAUGUUCUUGAUGAGGACGAAUAAGAUUGUCCGGAUUCGAACAAUAUUACAUUUUUAUCCUCAUUACGAAUAGAUAACGCAUAUUAAUAUACACACAUAUCGAUAUGCAUCAAUUAAAAAACGUAUGUAUAUAAGUAAAAACCUGUAUAAUAUUAAUGUGGACACGUUUCAUCCAAUCAUUACUAGACUCUGGAUGCUUAUACGUGUUUCUGGAAAAUUAUACGAUAUAUUCUAUCAGUCACGAAAAUUAAUAUAAUAUAAAAAUUCUAAAUGCUUUCGUUCAAAACGCAUGAUGAAUGAAAAUUAUGCGUAGUAGUAUCUAGACUGCAGAUGUUUGUUGAAGAAAUUCAUAUUUUAUAUAAUUUUUAAGAAUACAAAUAUUUUACUUUAUGAAUAUAUUAAAGAAAUAGAAUCUAAUUAGAGGUUCGUUUCACCUAUCAAACAUUAUAACGUGCACUUUAGUUUGUAUAUUUUACCUUUUACACUUUUUAUAAAUGCGUAAACACCCACAAUUUAGUAAUAUAAAUUCCUUUUGGCCCCCAUUACUCUAUUAUCAGGUGUAUUUUUAUAUAUAAAAUUUAUAAUUAUAUAUAUUUAGAAUGUGAUUAUAUAUUGUAAUAAUAUUUAAAAAAAUAUUAUAUUAUUAAUUAUGAUAUCACAUUGCGUAAUUUGUAUUCCUUACUUUUUUCAAUUUUGAUGCACAUUUGCUUUUUAAUAAAUUUAAAUAUUUGUGUUUCCAAGCGUGUGUCGCUGGACUCCGAAAUUCGUGAGUUAUUUGAUCUGUAUGGUAUAUACUGUUACAAGAAAGAAAUAGUUUUGUAUAUUUAAUAAUGUCUAUCAAUAAAUGAUAUUUUCUUAUC
Messenger RNA from Bombus pascuorum, 3127 nucleotides. Its product is annotated as hemocyte protein-glutamine gamma-glutamyltransferase-like. The transcript is spliced from 8 exons. NCBI's taxonomy places the organism in Eukaryota, Metazoa, Arthropoda, Insecta, Hymenoptera, Apidae. Gene Ontology annotation, molecular function: protein-glutamine gamma-glutamyltransferase activity. The coding region runs from base 150 to 2291 and encodes 713 amino acids. The record is from RefSeq and is a predicted model, not a curated record. Gene Ontology annotation, biological process: peptide cross-linking.